Molecule: messenger RNA, 228 nt
Organism: Pelecanus crispus (Dalmatian pelican)
Lineage: Eukaryota; Metazoa; Chordata; Aves; Pelecaniformes; Pelecanidae
Source: RefSeq, a predicted model, not a curated record
AUGAGCUCGGACUUCCAGCAUUACAGUUUCAGGAUGCCGAACAUCGGGUUCCAGAACCUGCCUCUCAACAUAUACAUUGUGGUUUUCGGCACGGCCAUCUUCGUCUUCAUCCUCAGUUUGCUCUUCUGUUGCUACUUGAUCAGGCUCAGACACCAAGCACACAAAGAGCUUUAUGCCUACAAACAGGUUAUACUCAAGGAAAAGGUGAAGGAGCUGAACCUACACGAG